Molecule: messenger RNA, 2226 nt
Organism: Aspergillus melleus
Lineage: Eukaryota; Fungi; Ascomycota; Eurotiomycetes; Eurotiales; Aspergillaceae
Product: COPII subunit SEC24
Exons: 2
Coding region: 1-2226 (741 amino acids)
Biological process (GO): endoplasmic reticulum to Golgi vesicle-mediated transport; COPII-coated vesicle cargo loading; intracellular protein transport
Cellular component (GO): COPII vesicle coat; endoplasmic reticulum exit site
Molecular function (GO): zinc ion binding; SNARE binding
Source: RefSeq, a predicted model, not a curated record
AUGGCAGCACCGCAAGGGGGUUAUCCUCCCCAGGAAGGCUACGGUCAACCGGUCGGCUACGAGUCCCCUGUUCAACAACCCGCGGGGACGGUCCCCGGAGCCCCUGCUCAUGGUCAGGCUGGAGGAAGAAAGAAGCGAGCAUAUGCCGGAGAGGCCUUUGAUUUUGGCUCUGGUGCCAACGCGGCUCUAGGAGGUCAACUGCCCGCCGGUGGCAGCUAUGGAGCCUACCCUCCCCAGCCCCAGGCUGCGGGAUAUCAGCAACCCGUUGCGUACGGAGCUGACCCGGCCCAGAUGCAAGCUGCUGCUGCUGCGCCAGGAUAUGGAAGCGCACCCGUCGCACAGAUGACCCAACAGUUUGGCGCAAUGGGGAUGACGGAUCCGCACCUCUUGCCUCCUCAGCCUCCUCAAGCGGCCCCCCAGAUGCCGCGGGCUGUUCCCCUCAACCAACUCUACCCGACGGAUCUCCUCACACAGCCAUUCAACGUUGCGGAACUCGACUACCCUCCACCUCCCAUCGUUUUGCCUCCGGGGACAAGCGUUUAUCCCUCUCCCUAUGCCAACUGCCCUUCGAAAUACGUCCGGUCCACCCUGAACGCCGUUCCGACUACCCACUCCCUCCUGAAGAAGUCGAAGCUGCCGUUCGCCCUGGUCAUCCAGCCGUACGGCGCCCUCCACGAUGCCGAAGAUCCCAUCCCAGUCAUUCCCGAUCAAGUUAUCUCGCGUUGCCGACGCUGCCGAUCCUACAUCAAUCCUUUCGUGACCUUCCUCGACCAUGGACAUCGCUGGCGCUGCAACAUGUGCAACCUGACCAACGACGUACCUCAGGCGUUUGACUGGGACACCACGCUUCAGAAGCCCGCCGACCGGGCCCUGAGACCCGAUCUCAACCACUCGGUGGUGGAAUUCGUUGCCCCCCAAGAAUACAUGGUCCGACCUCCGCAACCGCUCGUCUACCUCUUCCUCAUCGAUGUCAGCUAUGCGUCGGUCACCAACGGUCUCCUGGCCACGAGUGCCCGCUGUAUCAAGGAGAGCCUCGACCGAAUUCCCAACGCAGAUCGCCGGACGCGACUGGGCUUCGUCGCGGUUGACUCGAGCCUCCACUACUUCAGCAUCCCGCGUGACGGAUCGGAGAACUCGGAUCCUCGGAUGCUCGUUGUCAGCGAUCUCGACGAGCCCUUCCUCCCGAUCCCCGGAGACCUCCUCGUCACCCUUAGCGAAUGCCGCGAAAACAUCGAGACCUUCCUCGACAAGCUGCAGGAAAUGUUCCAGAACACCCAGAACAACGCCUGUGCGAUGGGAUCCGCUCUGCGUGCCGGUUACAAGCUCAUCUCUCCCGUCGGCGGAAAGAUGACCGUGCUGAGCUCGUCUCUUCCGAACAUCGGACACGGUGCUCUGACUAUGAGAGAGGACAAGAAGGUUUUGGGCACAAGCAAGGAGAGCAGCCUGUUGCAGACGGCCAACAGCUUCUACAAGAGCUUUGCCGUCGAGUGCUCCAAGGCGCAGGUUUCGGUGGAUAUGUUCCUGUUCUCUUCUCAGUACCAGGACGUGGCGUCUCUCAGCAACCUGCCGAGGUACACUGGAGGUCAGACGUACUUCUACCCCGGCUGGAAUGCCGCCCGAGGAGAGGACGCGAUCAAGUUCGCUCGGGAAUUCUCCGACUACCUGUCUUCCGAAAUCGGGUUGGAGGCCGUGCUCCGUGUCCGCGCGACGACCGGCCUGCGCAUGAACACGUUCUACGGAAACUUCUUCAACCGCAGCUCCGACCUUUGUGCCUUCCCGGCAUUCCCUCGCGACCAGGCCUAUGUUGUUGAGGUCGCAAUCGACGAGACCGUCACGAAACCCGUCGUGUGCAUGCAGACGGCGGUUCUCCACACCACAUGCAACGGCGAGAGAAGAAUCCGGGUGCUGACCCUGGCCCUGCCGACCACCCAGAACCUGGCCGAUAUCUAUGCGUCGGCGGAUCAGCAAGCGAUUGCCACCUACUUCAGCCACAAGGCCGUUGAGCGGACGCUCGGCAGCGGCCUGGAACCUGCCCGCGAGGCGUUACAGGCCAAGCUCGUUGAGCUUCUGUCGACGUACCGCAAGGAGCUUGCUGGCGGAAGCGUCAGCGGCGGCGGUCUCCAGUUCCCCGCCAACCUGAGAGGAUUGCCCGUUCUCUUCCUGGCUAUGAUCAAAAAUGUAGGAUCCUCUCGAUUCCCCAUUUCCCUCCCCACCGUACAUGACUAA